Aspergillus niger is the source of this 1035-nucleotide messenger RNA. RefSeq lists its product as uncharacterized. The record is from RefSeq and is a predicted model, not a curated record. The transcript is spliced from 7 exons. Bases 1 to 1035 code for a protein of 344 amino acids. NCBI's taxonomy places the organism in Eukaryota, Fungi, Ascomycota, Eurotiomycetes, Eurotiales, Aspergillaceae.
AUGGAAACCCUUGUCAUGCGGGGUGGAGAAGGUGGUAGGAAGAAAGAUUGUAGAAAAGACCAAUCAGUGUCACGGGAAUGCGAAGGAGAGAGAAGGGAUGGGAGGGAUCUUUAUAGAUCGCUGAUCUCUCCUGGAUGGCAUCUUCCCUGCACUACGGUACAUUAUUCUUCCUCGGCGAUGCCUGGCACUUGGAGUGCGGAGCCGAUGUCUGCCCUCAGUGGCAUGACCCUGAUAACGAUGCCAGUCGGGGCUCGGCGGAAGAGAUCUUCUCCCCUCGCUGGCGUCAUAGUUCCGGCCCGUCAGACCAGGAGCUGGGGUCCCCAAUCAGAGGCGGGGACUCCUAUAUUGUCCAGCUCGAACCAUGGUGCUACUCUUACCGGGGUACUUUCUACUAAGCACAGAAAAUCUAGCAUUAUUGGCCAUAGCGGCGACAGGACUUCGCGCGGGAAAAGGUCGGAGAGGCAGACACCACACGGCCGAGGUGCAGCCCGGGGUGUCUGCUUUGAGGCGGUUUCACUGGACUUUGCGACAGGCAGUGGAGUAGACCAGAUGCAAAAGCAUGCACAGUCACCUGCUCAGGCUAACCCGAUCGGCACGACUGCUGUCAGCCGGGGCCGGCGGACUAGGGAGGGCGGCCAACUGGUUUCUGCCUGCAUUCUGCCGCCCUUCUCCGGCCGGGCUCAGCUCGAGUGUCAACUGACAACGUCACUUUACGCCUGGCUAUCGUUCUCUAACGUCAUGGUCCAUGUGGUCGCUGCCAGAUGUCCUCCCUCAUGGUUUUGGAGACGAUAUCGGCUCGGUCCUUGCAGCCCAGUGUCUAGCCUCUUGGCUACGAAGCUAAUCCGCAGCCGGCCAACCUCUGUCGGCUUGAAACCAGGCAGCUAUUCCGUCUCCUUGUGCCGCCUGGCCUCGCAUCCCGGCCUCCCGAUGCAACCCGACGCCACACCUACUGUCGACCCGAGGAACGACAUCGCGUCGAGGGGAAGAAUUAUGAUACGCCUCGACAAGGUUCACGCAGAUUUACGGUUCGGAUAA